Molecule: messenger RNA, 873 nt
Organism: Synchytrium microbalum
Lineage: Eukaryota; Fungi; Chytridiomycota; Chytridiomycetes; Synchytriales; Synchytriaceae
Exons: 3
Coding region: 1-873 (290 amino acids)
Cellular component (GO): mitochondrion
Source: RefSeq, a predicted model, not a curated record
AUGAGCUAUAGUUUGGGAGCUCGCCUGUCCCGUAUACGUGUUGGUGCAUCUCUAAUCCAAUGUCAUCACCCAAUGCACAAGCUGACGCAAACAAACUCCUUCCAUUCCAGUAUCAGUCUUGGAAGUGGCCAUAACAAGUGGUCAAAGAUAAGACAUCAGAAGGGCGACAAUGACUUUCAAAAAUCUCAAAUACUGGGUCGAAUCUCAAAACAGAUAACAGCUUCCAUUCGUGCUGCCAAAGGAAACACUGAUCCGAAAACCAACAUCUUGCUUGCAUCAGCUAUAUACCUGGCAAAGAAGGCAAAUGUGCCGAAACUCAAUAUCGAAAACGCUAUAAAACGAGCUUCAGGACCAUCUGAUGAAGCGGAGCCCGAAUAUGUCGUGUAUGAAGGACUCGGAAAGAACAGUGUUGCUAUAUUGGUCGAAGCUCUGACUAGCAAUAGGAAGCGAACGAUGAUGUUUGUGCGCUUAGCAUUCAAAGACUAUGGCAAUGGAUAUGGGAAUGUUGCAUACAUGUUUGCUAAAAAGGGCAGAAUACUCUUCACAGAACCAUCAACCACAAUGACACCAGAAGAACUAUUCGAUAAAGCCACAAACGAUUGUAUAGAAUCCGAUCUGAUUGAAGAUUUAGAGCCUGGAGAAGAUGAUGGAACAGUUGCAGCUAUAUGUGAUUUCAACAAUUUCAUCUUGGUUAAACAAUUCCUUGAAUCAAAACAGUAUGAAGUGAAGGAGUUUGAAGGGGUGUAUAUACCGAACUCUGAGAGUAUGGUUGAUAUCGCUGAUACGAAAGAGUUGGAAGUGCUGCUCGACAAGUUAGAGGGGCUAGAUGAUGUGGUGGCCGUGUAUCAUAAUGCUAGGAUACCAGAGACGUGA